This is a messenger RNA of Drosophila virilis, 2142 nucleotides long. Lineage: Eukaryota; Metazoa; Arthropoda; Insecta; Diptera; Drosophilidae. The record is from RefSeq and is a predicted model, not a curated record.
GCACACAUACACAUAAGCCCAAUAAAAUAAAUCAAAAGAAAGUAAAAUUACGACGCGUCGUUCAAUCGAACUGCGAAUAUACAGCAUAUAAAAACUUUAUUUCAAUAAAAUCAAAAGCGAGAAAAACUUUCGCUACUUCAGUGGCAAAAACAAAAACAAAAUAUACUCAUAUAUAAAAAAAAGCAGAGAAUUUUUGUAUUCGGCGAAGCGAAGAUUAAAUGCGCUUCUUACAACAAAAACCUGUUCUAUCAGAUAUACAGGUAUUUGAUAUACAGCUAGCUGUCGUCAGGGUAUAAGAAAGGCGUUGAAUGGAAUUCGUUCAGUUUUAAUUUUGUGCUGGGUGAAGUAUUAUUAUCAUGGUCAAGCCGGCGGAGCCUACGCAUGCGUAGAAUACAAAUACACGCACACAUGCAUGAGUGUGGAGAUUGGCAAAGUGGACGUGCCACAGGCCAGAACCACUUUUUUUCUGCCGGUUGCUUGUCAUGUGAAUUUGGGUGAAAUGUUUGUCGCUGGCUUUCAAAUUCGUGGCUGACUUUUCAGUUUGCAACGAGCCACACGAGUUGGUGGUGUCGCCUAAGCGUAGAGAAAGCCACCACACAAACUUUUUGUGAAAUGUCUUGGAGCUGCCUGCCGAUCUGCGUGCUGCUGCUGCUGCUCGGAUCAGCUGCAUCUCAGCAGUACAACACGUCAGCAGAUCCCUCGCCGGGCACAACGCCAGCAUCGCCACUGCUGAAGCAGUCCCAGAAUACGUUUGUACAAUGGGUUCUAUCAUUGUUGCCGCAGCGCCCCGGCUCUGCCCCAGAAACGGCCACAGUGGCCACACUGAGCAGCUCAGCGACAGCGCCCACUGAGAUGCCAGCCAUUGUGACCUCAACAACCACAACCGUGGCCCCCACGACAACCCGAAAAGCGACAACACCGGCACCUCCGACCUUAAGCCCGCCACGGAACUGCACCGAUUGCGUCUGCGGGCUUGCCAACAUUCAGAAGCGCAUUGUAGGCGGUCAGGAGACGGAGGUGCAUCAAUAUCCCUGGGUUGGCAUGUUACUCUAUGGCGGACGCUUCUAUUGUGCCGGCUCUCUACUCAACGAUCAGUUCCUGCUAACUGCCUCGCACUGCGUCUAUGGGUUCCGCAAGGAGCGAAUCUCUGUCCGUUUGCUGGAGCACGAUCGCAAGAUGUCGCAUCUGCAAAAGAUUGAUCGGAAAGUAGCGGAGGUCAUCACGCAUCCAAAGUACAACGCACGCAACUACGAUAAUGACAUUGCCAUCAUCAAGCUGGAUGAGCCUGUGGAGUUUAAUGAGCUGCUGCAUCCAGUUUGCAUGCCCACGCCAGGUCGCAGUUUCAAGGGCGAAAUUGGCAUUGUCACUGGCUGGGGUGCGCUUAAAGUGGGUGGCCCCACUUCUGAUACACUCCAGGAGGUUCAAGUGCCCAUUUUAGCGCAAGACGAGUGCCGCAAGAGUCGUUAUGGCAACAAGAUCACAGACAAUAUGCUCUGUGGUGGCUACGAUGACGGCGGCAAAGAUUCCUGCCAGGGCGACAGCGGCGGUCCCCUACACAUUGUGCCUAAUGGCACGCGCGAAUAUCAGAUUGCCGGCGUCGUAUCUUGGGGCGAGGGCUGCGCCAAGGCUGGUUAUCCAGGCGUAUAUGCGCGAGUGAAUCGCUACGGCACCUGGAUCAAAAACCUCACUAAACAAGCCUGUCUGUGCCAUGCAGAGACCAAGAAGAUCAAGUAAUUGGUACAGACUUCAGCAUUCGUAGUAGUAGUAGUAGUGAUGCCCAAUAAUACACUUGCAAAUGGGUUAGUUCUUAUUAAAAGUAAUUCAUAGCAGCCUUAAAUUAAAUCAACACUUAAAUUAUUUUCAAUGAUGCGCAAUAACUAUUAUUUGACGAAAUCCAAGUUUUUAUAUCCAAAAACUUUUAUUUUUUCGUGAAACCUCCGCAGAAAUAUUUAAGACAAAAAGCAAUUGAAAGUUUAGUUUUUUAAUAUUAAAAAAACUAGUUCCUUUCUUUUUAUAUGUUGCGCUUAUUAUCCCACAAAAUUAUCAAAAUUCACCUAAAUUAAAGAAAUUUGUUAGCAAACGCAUCUGCAAGUGUAUUAAAGACUUCGACUAUUCGAUAAUAUUUAUAUGUCUUUACCUUAU